Molecule: messenger RNA, 282 nt
Organism: Protopolystoma xenopodis
Lineage: Eukaryota; Metazoa; Platyhelminthes; Monogenea; Polystomatidea; Polystomatidae
Source: the annotation of a GenBank genome assembly
AGUAGUACCACUCUUCUUUCAGACAAUACGUGUCUGGCUGUAAAUUGCCUGUCCACCGCCAGCAGACUGUUGGAGAACUUAAAUCUGUCCGGCGAUCCAUGCGAUAAUUUCUACAAUUUCGCCUGCGGUUCAUACGCCUCCAAGAACGAGAUUCCUCCAGACGCCGACAUGUGGUCCAGGCUGAGAAGGGUCAGGCAGCGGUUGAUGCUCAUGCGGCGCAAAGAAUUGGGUAUAAAUAUUUUUUUAUUCCUUCCUGUUACGGGGCCUAAAUGCCUAAAUUAG